Messenger RNA from Chinchilla lanigera (long-tailed chinchilla), 973 nucleotides. It is a transcript of the gene Gng12, whose product is annotated as guanine nucleotide binding protein (G protein), gamma 12. Gene Ontology annotation, cellular component: heterotrimeric G-protein complex. NCBI's taxonomy places the organism in Eukaryota, Metazoa, Chordata, Mammalia, Rodentia, Chinchillidae. Bases 160 to 378 code for a protein of 72 amino acids. Gene Ontology annotation, molecular function: G-protein beta-subunit binding. Gene Ontology annotation, biological process: G protein-coupled receptor signaling pathway. The transcript has 4 exons. The record is from RefSeq and is a predicted model, not a curated record.
UACCUGGUUGGACUUGCAUGCAGGGGGUGUGCUUCUGGGUUUUGGUUUUCCUUUCCACCCCAGCCUCUCCUGGAAAGAUCCGACCCGUUCUCCCACUUGAAGCCUGAAGAUCGGACCACACAAAAGCUGAAGAAUUUUAGGCACGAAGGAACCUUGAAGAUGUCCAGCAAAACCACCAGCACCAACAACAUAGCCCAGGCCCGGAGGACCGUGCAGCAGCUGCGGCUGGAGGCCUCCAUCGAGAGAAUAAAGGUGUCCAAGGCGUCCGCGGACCUCAUGUCCUACUGUGAGGAGCACGCGAGGAGCGACCCCCUGCUCGUCGGCAUCCCGACCUCGGAAAACCCUUUCAAGGAUAAAAAGACCUGCACCCUGCUAUAGUGGGGGCGAGACCGUCCCUCCCCUCCCCUCCCCCUCCGCCGCCGAGCGGGGUCGGAGCGGCGCCCACCGAGAUCUGCCUUCAGCUUCUGGUACCACUGCUUGUAGCUCCGACGCUGUCCGCUGGGGAGGACGGACUCUGAAGUCUCGAAGCUCCAAGCUGCCCUUUCUUUGCAAUGCCCCUCACUGAUUUCCGACAGAAUGUGACCCCGUUGUCUACCUGGGAGCCGUGGGACUGGGUCGGGAGGCCGGGUGAGGAAGGUCGGUCUGCGCCUCUCACUCACAUCCUAGCCUUCGGCACGCAGCUGCCGCAGGGAAGCGGAGACCCAGGCUGGCUGAGCACCUGUGCGGUUAAAAUGCCAAGAGUGACUUCAGUCCUGAAGCCUGUGUAGCACAUGGUGCUCUUAGGACUGUGCUAACCUGGUCAGCACCCGACGGGAGAACUAUAGGAUAUAUAUGUAUGUCUCUGUGUGUGCACCUAUCAAAGUUGAUUUCUUCAUUAAAACUCUCCUGUCUAUAACAUCAGUUCCCCAAUACCAGAAGUUAUACCUUUAUCUUGAGUUAUAUAUAGGAAGAAUAAAAAAUUAUUUUCAAGCCA